This is a messenger RNA of Orbicella faveolata, 1298 nucleotides long. RefSeq lists its product as uncharacterized. The record is from RefSeq and is a predicted model, not a curated record. Lineage: Eukaryota; Metazoa; Cnidaria; Anthozoa; Scleractinia; Merulinidae. Gene Ontology annotation, cellular component: cytoplasm.
GUCUUUUGUCUAGGCCUCAAAACAUGAGUACCCUUAAUGACUUAUUUGAGCAGAUUAUACAGUCAGAGGAGAGGAUCCGAAAACGUUUCGCCAAACUUCGUAAUGUAAACAAGGAAAUCCAUGAGUACCAAGUGAAAUAUCAAGACUUUAUGGAUGAACUGAAAUCAUUGCAAGGAUUGUUAACGCUAAAAAACCAAACUUUGGCUGAGGAGGAAUUAAGCCUUAAAUGGUUUACUAUUCAAGAAGGCGUUUCGGCUAUAAAGAGAAGAGAGCUCUCUGAAGGAAAUGAACAUCUCUUUCUUCGAAAGGGAAAGAAAGAAGAGGCAAUUGCUAAUGCAAAGUAAGUAUAAUUUUCAUAGUUUUAGAAUCAGUUGAGUUUUCCUGUAAUCGAUCAUCGGAGAUAAGUGGAUUGACCCAACCGAUCGAUCAUCGAUUAUAAUAUAAUCGGAAUACCCAGCCAAAAAUAAAUACAUGUUUGUUUCAUGGCCGAUAUGUAAACAAAGAGCCCUGUCGUAAGACGGGACCCUGGGAAUGAAGUCACAAUUUGAGCCAAUUCUUUUAGCCACAAGCAACGUUUUUGUGGCUAUUCAGCUUUCAUACAUUUGUCAUAUUUCUGAUCGCAUAAGAUCUUUAGAUCUGUGAUCAAAAUAUGAACAAUCAAAUGUGAACAAAACAAAACCCUUACAAACUGUAACGGUUUCUUAAGUCAGAAUUGAAAUCUCGUUCUCCCGGGUUGUUUGCACGCGCAGUCGAAACUCCUUAGAACACCAAGCCAGUAUAGGAGAACAAUCUUUACUUUAUUGUCUUUAAUCCUAAUCUUGUAGCCUCAGGGCGUUUCGUUGCGAAUCGAAGCAAAGUGGUCAACUGAAAUAAUUACAUCAAGAAAUCACUAAAUAUCGUUGCGUUUCUAACUUAGAAAGUAAUCACAAUGAUUAUGCCAUGUGCUCAUGUUAAUAGAGAGCUUUGGGAGCGGUUGAAAUCUAAGUAUAGCUCUCACUAGAAUCACCAAUUUACGUAACAAUGUAAAUAUCUACAUCAGUAGAUUGUAGCUUACCAACGUUCGCGGGUCUUGAUUUUCCUAUGAGAAUUUCGUUCUAACUUGUCUUACGAUCUUGAACAGAAGGGGUCUUAGCUUGAACUGAAUGUGGGCUAUGUUUGUUAAGCAUUUAAUGCAUCAAUCACGGUAAAGUCAAUCAAAUGGGAAAAUAUUUCUCAACUUUACCGGAAGCGGUUACACAAACCAAUAGAGAGAAUUAAACACUCACUCACGAUAAUACAGAGUUCGCCGUGUUUUGUAU